CGACUUGAUCUUGGGGUUGUGCUUUCCAGCCCCACAUCGGCUGUAAAGAUUAUAACUGAACAGACUUUAAAAAGGUCAAGCGAGCCAGGCCACGCAGGGCCUUGAAUGCCAAGCAAACAAUUCUUUAGCUAUGGAAGCUCACACUGCUUGGUGGAUGGUUUACUGCCCAGGCUCACAGAGGGCAGCAAAAGGCUCCAGGGCAGCUAGCUAUUCCUCACAAGGCGGGGGACCGGAUGGGGUAGGAUGGGGACAGGCUGAGAUAAGUGAUUGGAGUCAUGGCAAAUGAAAAACAUCUCGUGAAGUUUCUUGUUUGACACAUCUCCAGGAUCUCAUUUGCCAGUGCCCUUUCGGCAGGAAAUCACAGGGGCUGUCAUCCAGCAUCCUGAUAAGCCUCAGGCAGUCACCGAAGUUCACUCCUGCUACGGCAGACAUCUUGCCAUCCAGAGGGGAGAGAAACAUUCUCCACUACCUGCCAAUCUCAGGAAAGCUCUUCCUUUUCUAUUCUCUGCUUCCAGAAAGAAGAAUGGUGCUCAGGAAUACCAGUGGAGGGUUUCUGAGCAUCGAUCCUACAGCCCCGGCCUGGGAGGGCACACUCACACCAGUGAAUGGAAGUGACAAGGACCAUCUUCCAAGUAACAACGUGGAAAUCCUGAUCGUGACUUUGCUGACCUUCAUCUUUGCCCUGGGCGGGCUGGUGGGAAACGUGACCGUGCUCUGGCUGCUGGGCUGCCGCAUGCAGAGGAACGCUUUCUCCGUCUACAUCCUCAACCUGGCAGGAGCUGACUUCCUCUUCCUCUCCUCCCAGGUUGUAUAUGCCCUGGAGGCGCUCAUCAACUUCCAUUCGGUGUACUUUUUCAUCCCCAGAUUUUUCACCACCAUGUGGACCUUCGCCUACAUCGCGAGCGUGAGCAUUCUCAGCGCCAUCAGCACCGAGCGCUGCCUGUCGGUCCUUUGUCCCAUCUGGUACCGCUGCCACCGCCCAAGACACACGUCAACUGUGACGUGUGGCCUGCUCUGGGCCCUCUCCCUGCUGCUGAGCAUCCUGGAAGGGGAGUACUGUGGCUUCCUGUUUAGGGAUUUUGACCCUGGAUUGUGUCUGGUGUUUGAUUUUGUCACGGCCGCCUGGCUGAUUUUCUUAUUUGUGCUUCUCUCUGGGUCCAGCCUGGCCCUGCUGACCAGACUGCUGUGGGGCUCCCAGCGGAUGCAGCUGACCAGGCUGUAUGUGACUGUGGGGCUCACAGUGUUGGCCUUCCUCUUCUGCGGCCUGCCCUACGGCAUUCACUGGUUUCUCGUAUUCUGGAUUCAGCAGGGUUUUGAUGAGUCCCUCUGGUAUCUUUAUCUGGCUGCGCUCACCCUGUCCUGUGUCAACAGCUGUGCCAACCCCAUCAUUUACUUCUUUGUUGGCUCCUUCAGGCAGCGGUGGCCCCGGCAGCGGAAGACCCUCAGGAUGGUUCUCCAGAGGGCCCUGCAAGACGCAUCGGGAGGGGAUGACAGCGAAGUCCGCCUGCCUCAGGAAACUCUGGCGAUGUCGGGAAACAGUCUGGUGCCCUGAUUUGGCGUCUGCCUCAGUCAGAGAAAUGUGGCUUUGAGAACCAACUUUGUCCCUAUCGGUUGGGGAGGUUUUCUUCACUUCUCUCGGCCUUGGGGCCCCUGACCUUCAAACCCUAAAGUUGUAAGAUAAACCUUAUGGUUAAGAUAAUAUCCUCCCUCGUGAGGACUGCGGCGGUACCUGUGAAACAAACACUGAGUGUCGUGCCUCAGGGACGGCCUUCCCCAGGGCCUUCGCUGCACCCCAAACUCUACCAACUCCGGGGUCCACUUUAGGAGAACCCCACCUUCAGCACAGGCUGAAAGCAGCGCAGGACGGUCUAAAUUCGUUUGGGCGCUAAACUUGGGAGGGAAGGGAAGAACAUUCCAUGGCAAGUUUCUGUGGUCACCCUCCUGCAUCUUGUCUCCAUAAAAUUGAAAGAAUUAAAGAGCAGACUAGCCUUCGAGAGCAGUCUUCUUUGAUUUUGGCAGGGCCUAGAAUAUGUCCCUACCUUAAUGUUUAUUGAAUCCAAGACUUAACAAACGAAUAAAUGACGAAUUUUUAAACCAAGCCUGUGCUAAACACCCAUUUCCCAGAAUUGAGUCACCAUCCGUGAGUUUUUCCUUCGCCAUUUUCAGUCUGUGCGAGCAAAGUUAAGUUUUAUAACCGGAUAAAUCGACGUUGAAGCAUGCUUAAGGUUUGAGGCAGGUCGUCUUGCUAUGAUUUCCUGUCCCAAGCCCUCCUGCGGAACCUCAUAGGGGUCCCUUCUCACUCCCGCUGCACCCCCACCCAAGUGCUCUCGCCCUGGUUCUCCCUCCCAGAAGCUCUCCGGUCCUUCGUGGCAAAACGUCUGGAACACUAGACUCUUCUCUAGUCCUCAGAGAACAGGAUCUUUGUCAGAUUUACUUCUUAUUCUGCAGAGCUCCCAACGUUAGUUGUAUAAAUCUGAUUACAAAUACCUCUAAAGUUACACGUUCUAUAAAAACAAUAUAUUAAGUUCAAAUGUUGCAUCUUUUAAUAAUUUUUUAC
Molecule: messenger RNA, 2557 nt
Organism: Acinonyx jubatus (cheetah)
Lineage: Eukaryota; Metazoa; Chordata; Mammalia; Carnivora; Felidae
Gene: MRGPRX2
Product: MAS related GPR family member X2
Exons: 2
Coding region: 524-1552 (342 amino acids)
Biological process (GO): G protein-coupled receptor signaling pathway
Cellular component (GO): membrane
Molecular function (GO): G protein-coupled receptor activity
Source: RefSeq, a predicted model, not a curated record